AUGACCGGCACUGCGCAAGAGUUAAUCGAAAGGAUUGACGCCGUCGAUGCUGCCAUCUUUGAAGGCCAGGAUGCCACGCGACAGCAGCUGGCACUGGCGGCCCGGAAACUGUUUCACAAGCUAGAGACAAAGGAAGAAAAGACAAUGCGACUCGCCAUAGAGGAACCAAUCAUGUUCUCUGUGCUUCAAACCCUCAUUGAUAUUGGCAUGUUUGAGGCCUGGGCUACUGCCGGUGGGGGCGAAAAAGAUGUGAGCGAGUUGGCCAAGAUCAGCAAGGAAGAUAUAGAACCUGAGCUUCUAUGUCACCAACUACGACUGAUGGCUGCCAACCACAUUAUCCAGGAAACGGCGAACGACCGCUAUGCGCCUACGCCUUAUUCCCUCGCAAUCGGAGAUAAGAGCACUCAGAUUGCCCCAGGUCUUCGCAUCAGAACAGAUCAUGUCGCACCAUGUGCCAUGCACUGGCCCAAUUUCUUAGCCAAGACCAACUACCGUAAGCCGGUAGACGACGAGGCUAGCUGCUACAUCGAUACCUUCCCUGAGAAGAAGAGCUUCUUUGAGCGUUGUAGCUCAAACCCCGUACACCAGGAAAGUUUCUCAUCCUUUAUGGAUGUGUGGGCGAAAGGAAAGAGACCUUGGCCGCAGUUCUACGACACACAAGCACUGCUCGAUGGCGUCGACCUUAGUGAUGGUAGUCCUUUUGUUGUGGAUGUUGGCGGACACCACGGCAUCGAUCUUAUGCGCGUUGCUGAGAAACACCCAGAUCUUCCCGCUGGAUCUCUUGUGCUGGAGGACCUACCAGAGGUUGUCGGUCCUGUCAAUCUCACGACGGACAAAAUAAGGACUGUGGCACAUGAUCUGUUUCAGGAGGGCGUUGAGCAGCCCGUUAAAGGAGCUCGAGCGUACUUCAUGCAUGCCGUACUGCAUGACUGGUCGGACGAGACAUCUGUCAAGAUCCUUAAACAGAUCGGCGCCGUCAUGAAGCGCGGCUAUUCGAAAGUGCUUAUUAAUGAUAUUGUGAUCCCAUCUACGGGUUCCAGUUGCUACCAAGCAGCCAUGGACUGCCUUGUAUUGCAGGCUUCGGCUAAUGAAAGAACAGAGGCCGUGUGGAGCAAGGUGAUUCAGGAUGCUGGUCUCAAGCUAGUCAAGUAUUACCCAGAUGGCCGUGGGUACGAGAGCAUUAUUGAGGCCGAGUUGCCAUGA
Messenger RNA from Penicillium canescens, 1203 nucleotides. It is a transcript of the gene fmaD, whose product is annotated as putative O-methyltransferase. Bases 1 to 1203 code for a protein of 400 amino acids. The transcript is spliced from 4 exons. Lineage: Eukaryota; Fungi; Ascomycota; Eurotiomycetes; Eurotiales; Aspergillaceae. Gene Ontology annotation, molecular function: O-methyltransferase activity. The record is from RefSeq and is a predicted model, not a curated record.